UCAUUACACAAAGAAGUAAAAUGUCACCGUAAAAUGAAAAAAUCCUGAUUUACUUUUACUAAUACCAUCGAAACCAUCGGCUCUGGGUAUUAAAUAACAAAAUUCCAACAAUGGCGAAUUUCAGACUGGGUGAAUAUGUAUAUCAAAAAGAAAUUCCAGUCGCCAAAAUUAACAGACCAGUGUUCGAUAAUGAAUUUCUUGCUAUGAAAGAGCAUUUCGAAAAUGAAAUGCGUAGAAUGGAUCAGGAAAUAACUAGAUUCAGAUCAAAAUGGGCACGUCUGAUAUCAGAAAGGAUAGACAAAGAAAAGAAUACAAAAAAGUUGAAAAAAGACCAAUCAGUAUCGCCAAUACCGGGGAUAUGUUCUAAAGCAACCUCUUAUAAUAGUCAGCAAGACCUACGAGAGAACAGCACAAACCUGACGAAUCUUUACAGUAUGGCAUCGUCGCACUGUAGCCUAAGCUCGUCGCAGUCACAAGUCCCUAAGAUGCAGCUCUCCAAUGAAAGGGACGUGUUAAAGAAUAGUCCUCUGGUGGUUGGCGAAGGUGAAGAUAAGAAACUCAAGUUGCAAUUCGACCUUAGCCAAUUCGAUCCUUCAGAGGUGAAAGUGACAAUAGUGGACGAUAUAUUAAUGGUGGAAGCAACUCACAUUGAGAAAACUCCGAGCAUCACUAUCUAUCGAGAGUACGCGAGAGAAGUACAGCUUCCCAAAGGUCUGGAUCCUGACGCGAUAUAUUCCAAUCUAUCAAGAGACGGAGUACUAACAGUACAAGCGUCAUUAUCACAAGCACAGAAAUACCCAGAGAUUGAAGAACCGAGACGAGAAAUCAAAAUGAAUAAGGAGUCCGGUGUCAGUACCAGAGUUGAUGUAGGCAUUUGAGAACAAAACUAUUUGAUACGAACAAAGCAUAAUUGGAAAUAGUAUGCAGGCUUGAGUAUUUUGUAAAUCCAGUAUUAAAUGCAUUUAAAUACUCAA
Messenger RNA from Papilio polytes (common Mormon), 974 nucleotides. Its product is annotated as alpha-crystallin B chain-like. The record is from RefSeq and is a predicted model, not a curated record. The coding region runs from base 111 to 878 and encodes 255 amino acids. Gene Ontology annotation, molecular function: protein folding chaperone. Gene Ontology annotation, biological process: protein refolding; response to heat. The transcript has 4 exons. NCBI's taxonomy places the organism in Eukaryota, Metazoa, Arthropoda, Insecta, Lepidoptera, Papilionidae.